This is a messenger RNA of Etheostoma cragini (Arkansas darter), 709 nucleotides long. RefSeq names its product V-set domain-containing T-cell activation inhibitor 1-like. NCBI's taxonomy places the organism in Eukaryota, Metazoa, Chordata, Actinopteri, Perciformes, Percidae. The record is from RefSeq and is a predicted model, not a curated record. The transcript is spliced from 3 exons. Bases 63 to 671 code for a protein of 202 amino acids.
GCACAUUUCAGACAACAGGACGACUCAAAGUGGUUUACACAAAACCAGUUCAUCUCCAGCUGAUGGUAAACCUCUGGAAGAUGAGCACGAGGACAUCCAGCUCCAGAUGCAUCAUGUCGACAGGCGUCAUGAAGACUUUUAACUUUCUACUUUUAACUAGUUUGCUGUUUCCUGAAACUAUCCUGGGAGCGUAUCUUAUCAGUUGUCCAGCUCUGAUCGAGGCAGUAGAAGGGGACGCUGUGACUCUGCGGGGUUCUCUGCGUCCUCCGGUCAACUUGUCUCCUUACACAGUGGAUCUGAAGAGAACAGACCUCCGUGACGACCUCGUCCACGUGUACCGACAUGGACGGGACGAUGUCCUCUCACAGAGUCAUCGCUACAAACACAGAACUACCCUGGUCCAUGGAGACCUGAUCCGAGGAGACGUGACUCUGCAGAUCUCCCCGGUAAACCUGUCUGACGCUGGCCGGUACAAAGUCUAUGUCCCAAAACUGAAAGCCCAAUGUGGUUUUAACCUCACUGUUGAAAGAAAAGCGAACAGGACAAAGAGAAAUGAUUUCACCACGCCUGGACGUCCAGUGGAGCACCAGACCGAGUCAGAGCAUCGGGGUAAAUGUCUCAUAGUCCUCCAGAAAACUGACGUGUCCUCACUCAGGCUGUUUAGUGUGUGAGUGAUGGUUGUGGUUGUUGUUGUGGUUAGGUGUGCAUC